Ogataea angusta is the source of this 1671-nucleotide messenger RNA. RefSeq lists its product as uncharacterized. The record is from RefSeq and is a predicted model, not a curated record. Lineage: Eukaryota; Fungi; Ascomycota; Pichiomycetes; Pichiales; Pichiaceae. Gene Ontology annotation, biological process: protein folding. Gene Ontology annotation, molecular function: ATP binding; ATP hydrolysis activity; ATP-dependent protein folding chaperone. Gene Ontology annotation, cellular component: chaperonin-containing T-complex. The transcript has a single exon. The coding region runs from base 1 to 1671 and encodes 556 amino acids.
AUGUCCCAACCAAUGGAACUCCCUGACAUGUCGAACGCCAUUGUGGCGCAAGACGAGAUGGGUCGUCCAUUCAUCAUCGUGAAAGAUCAGGGGUCCAAAAAGAGAACUCACGGUACCGAAGCCGUCAAAUCGCAUAUAUUGGCCGCAAGGCAGGUCGCUUCUAUUUUGAAGACUUCGCUCGGUCCACGUGGUCUGGACAAGAUCCUGAUUUCUCCAGACGGAGAAAUCAACAUCACCAACGACGGUGCCACCAUCAUGUCCCAGAUGGAGCUAAGCAACGAGAUUGCAAAGUUGCUUGUUGAGCUCUCUAAAUCGCAAGACGAUGAGAUCGGAGACGGAACUACGGGAGUUGUGGUUCUUACUAGUGCUCUUCUAGACCAGGCUCUUGAGUUAAUUGAGAAGGGCAUCCAUCCUAUCAAAAUAGCGCACGGGUUCGACAAAGCUUGUAAAAUCGCCCUCGAACAGCUCGACAAAAUUGCAGACACUGUUUCUAUCGAUCUAGAGAACCUCGAAAACAACACCAAGCCUGAAAGCGAGCUUUUCAAGGCAGCCAAAACUUCCCUCGGGUCUAAGAUCGUUUCCAAAUGUCACGACCAGUUCGCUCGUAUGGCUGUCGAGACUGUGCUUAACGUCGCCGACUUGGAACGUAGGGAUGUUGAUUUCGAACUCAUUCGUGUCGAGGGAAAACUGGGAGGUUCUCUCGAAGAUUCCAAGGUGAUCAACGGUGUUAUCAUCGACAAAGACUUCUCUCACCCUCAAAUGCCAAAGAAAGUUGAAAAUGCAAAAAUUGCCAUCUUGACAUGUCCGUUCGAGCCACCCAAACCGAAAACCAAACACAAGUUGGAGGUCAGCACUGUCGAGGAGUUCAAGAAGCUCCAGACGUACGAGCAGGACAAAUUCAAAGAAAUGAUCCAUUGGGUGAAGCAGUCUGGUGCCAAUAUGGUGAUCUGUCAGUGGGGAUUCGACGAUGAAGCCAACCACUUACUUCUUUCCAACGAGCUACCUGCUGUGAGAUGGGUUGGCGGAACAGAGAUCGAGACCAUUGCUAUGGCCACCAACGGACGUAUUGUGCCAAGAUUUGAAGACUUGACCGAAUCCAAGCUCGGUCACGCUGGUAAAGUCACAGAGCUAGAAUUCGGAACUACUAGAGACCAUAUGUUGGUGAUAGAGGAUUGCGAUAACCCUCGGGCUGUCACUGCUUUGAUUAGAGGAUCUAGUAAGAUGAUUGUGGACGAAAGUAUUCGUGCUCUCCAUGACUCGCUCUGUGUGGUCCGCAACCUUAUUAAGGACAGCAGAAUUGUUUAUGGAGGUGGCUCGGCAGAGAUUUCGUGCUCUUUGCGUGUCAUGGAGGAAGCAGACAAACAAAAGGGUAUUGACCAAUAUGCUUUCCGUUCGUUCUCUCAGGCUUUGGAUGUGAUUCCAAUGUCUUUGGCUGAAAACUCCGGUUUGGAUCCUAUCGAGACGCUGACGCAACUCAAGGCAGACCACGUGUUGAAGCAAAACUCCAAGCUCGGUGUGGACUGUCUAGGAAACAACAACAACGACAUGAAGGAGUUGUUUGUGAUUGAGACCUUGAUUGGGAAGAGACAGCAACUUCUACUGGCCACGCAGCUUACCAGAAUGAUUUUGAAGAUUAACGAUGUUAUCAUCAGCGGGAAGGAUCAAUACUAG